GGUAAAUAAAUGUUGUUGAUGCCUCUGUCAUUCUUUUCUCUUGAAAAAGCUCCAGCACUAAAGGAAAUAUGGACUUGUCUGUUUGUUUUGUGCUGUUUUCAUCAUUUCUCAUGCAUGGAGUGUCUAAAGAGAUGCCCCCUGCUUCUCUGGAGGUCUGGCCUGACAGCAGACAGCACUUCAGGGGUGAUCAGCUCUCCCUUCACUGCUCAGUAAAUGAUGGUAAUUCAACAGGCUGGAUGCUGAAGAGGCUUCAAGGAACUGAAGUAAAGUCUGGCUGUUUGCAGUUAAAUGGCACAGCAUCUAUAGACAGGCCUAUAGAAUGUCAUUUUAUUGACAUCAACAGCAAGAACAGUGGGAUGUACUGGUGUGAGGGUCCUGCUGAAGACAAGCGAAGCAAGACCAUCAAUAUCACUGUGAGCUAUGGUGAGGUGAUUCUCUUCAGCCCAGUUCACCCAGUAAUGAAAGGAGGAACAGCAACUCUACAAUGCAAGUCCUUGUUGUAUAAAGUUAGCCAGACUGUAUUCUACAAAAAUGGUGUAAAUUUCCUGUCACUGAAUGGCACUGAAAUGACUAUUGAGAAUGUCACCAAAGCAGAUGAGGGGUUUUACAAAUGUGCUUUCGCCAAUUCGAGUUUGGAGAGUUCAGAGAUCUGGCUUUCAGUAAGAGAGAACUCCACAGUUGAUUCACAAGAUGAAAAGCCAUCUACAGGAUCCUUGGUCUGGGUGUCAGGGAUCUGUAUCAUCUUCAUUAUUCUGGUGCUUCUUCCUGUGCUCUGGCUGCUAUUUCCAGGUCUCAGGGAGAAAUUUAAUGUCUGCCCAAAUGGGACAUCUAGAGUGGAAAGGUUCCAACAGGAAAUGCCUAAAACCAAGCAGGAUGCGACUGAAAUCCAGUGGGAUCUUCCCUGGAUGGAGAUGGCCAAUCUGCUAGACAAGCAACAACAUCCUUGCAGCUGAGCACUCUUCUGAAAUUUUAGAUGUUAUCAGAUACAAUUCAUGACAAAUUCCUGGAGUCAGAAAACAGCCAUUACAUAAAGCGUGUCACUGAUGAUAUGACUGGUAAAUUACAUAACUGUUUGGCAUUCAUGGCAUAUUAGAGUGAUUUGACAUCUUCAUCUUAAUUACUGAAAGAUAUAUGCUAUUACAAGCUUUAGGAAAGAGAUAAUUUUGAACAUUGACUAUACCUUAAACUUGAACCAACCUCUCAUUUUGAAUAGACCACCUGAAUUGCCUAUAUUUGGAGCUGUUUGUCAGUUUAAUUUAGUCAUUAAUACUUAACUUACCUAAAACCCAGAUAAUGUAGAUGUUAUCAAUUGAAGUAGGUCACCUUUCAAUUUGUUUUUACAGUGUUUCCUAUCUCUUGUUUAUCAUGUUAUCAUGCACUCAAUGACAAAAAUUUGUCCUUACUGAAAGUUCUUGUGAAAAUGUUUUUGAGUGCAAACCUUGAACUAUUUAUAAUGUAAGUGAUGUGUA
Molecule: messenger RNA, 1469 nt
Organism: Xyrauchen texanus (razorback sucker)
Lineage: Eukaryota; Metazoa; Chordata; Actinopteri; Cypriniformes; Catostomidae
Exons: 7
Coding region: 69-953 (294 amino acids)
Biological process (GO): cell surface receptor signaling pathway
Molecular function (GO): transmembrane signaling receptor activity
Source: RefSeq, a predicted model, not a curated record